Hevea brasiliensis (rubber tree) is the source of this 899-nucleotide messenger RNA. RefSeq names its product heavy metal-associated isoprenylated plant protein 28-like. Gene Ontology annotation, molecular function: metal ion binding. The transcript is spliced from 3 exons. The record is from RefSeq and is a predicted model, not a curated record. Lineage: Eukaryota; Viridiplantae; Streptophyta; Magnoliopsida; Malpighiales; Euphorbiaceae. The coding region runs from base 312 to 590 and encodes 92 amino acids.
AUUAACGGUUUUCUUGUUUUCUGGUUUUCCACCCUCUUCCAUGUCCCCCUUUGAAAAAGCAAAGAGCAGAACCCGAGACCCAAAACCCACUUUACUGUUUAUUCCAUCUUUUUCCAUGUCCCCCCUCUGUUAUAUAUAUCACCCUGACAUUCCCUAUCUGUUCCAUUCAUUACCAACACAUCAUUCCAUUCGUAGCUUCUCUUAUCAUUUGUUUUUUGUUUGCUUCUUGUACUUUUCUGCUCCCAUCUCACCAUCAUCAUCAUCAUCAUUUGCAGAUCAUUCUAUAUCAGCAUCUCCAAUCAGAGUUCUUCAUGGAGAGUGUUGAAUUGAAGGUGGAGAUGGUUGGCAUACAUGAGAAAAGACUCAGGAAAUCCCUGUCAAAAUUGAAAGGAAUAGAGAAAGUGGAAGUGGAUGCUAAUAGCCAGAAGGUGGUGGUUACAGGAUAUGCACACAGGAACAAAAUACUUAAAGCGAUAAGGAGAGGUGGUCUGAAAGCUGAUUUCUGGUCUGCACAAAAUGAGCUUCUCAAUGCCUAUGCCUGCAGUGCAAGCUAUGGAAGCUUGAGAUUUAACAACUUCAACUUCUUCUAAGAUUUUUUUUUUCCUCUUCUUUUUGCCCCUUACGUGGGAUAUGGUAUACCAAAGUUGUGCUUUGUUUUUUCACAUUUUAUUUUAUUUUAUUUGUUCCUGAUUCUGUUUCUCCUUUUUCUUUUUCAAAGGAACUGUCUCAUGAUGAUACAUGCUUAGAUAGAGUAAAAUGGAAGAGUCCUAGAUUUUGCAGAUUUACCAAGUUUUUUUUCCCUUUUCCUUUCUAUCCCUUUUAUUGUAACAUCUAAUUUGCUAAAUUAGCUCAGUCCAAGAGAGAGACAGUUGGAAUGAAGAUUAAAUUUUGCUGUGCCA